AUGGGGCUUUCACACAGGCAGGCACACUCCGCCAGCGAGUGUCUAGAUCAUGCCAGUCAUGCCGGUAUGCAAAGGCUCGGUGCUGCGGAAGCCGGCCGAGUUUCUUCGACCCAGCAGGCCCAGCGGAACCAAAGCGAUGUAUCGCAAGCAUCGCUGGAAGACGCCGCGAGUGCGAUUUCUUGGAUGCGUGCUCCAGAACUUCCCGGUAAAGAUAAGAUCAUCACCCUUGUUGAAGAGUACUUCGCCCAUGUACAUCCUCUCCGAUGCUUCGGUUUUGUGCACAAGCCUUCCUUCAUGCAGCGCCUUGACGAAGAUUUUGACACGUGUUGUAACAAUGAAUCACUUCUACAUGUUAUAUGUGCCUUGGGUGCGAAAUUCUUGGCCUUGGACUAUUCUUCCCGUCAAGUUCUGGCACCCGAGGCUGUUCUAGAAGCAGGGAAUCAAUGGGCGAGAAAGGCAAAAGGACGAAUAUUUGCUGACUUGGAUGACUUAUCGCUCGAGAAGCUAAUGACUGCAAUUCUCCUUUAUGACCAUGACUUGCGUAUUGGAAGCUAUGCGAGUGCAUUUAUGCUCAGUGGGAUUACUUCCCGAAUGUCUCAAGCAUUGCAGCUGAAUCUUGAACAUUCUGCUGAUGUGCUUUGUCUGAAAGCAGAGUCAUCAUCGUCAGCAGUGGUAAACGAGACGCGGCGGCGUCUUAUGUGGAGCUGCUAUGUGAUGGAUAGCUGGGUUGGCAGUGGUGUUAACCAACUCACUUUGCUGGAGGAUCGAGAUCUUAAGAUCCAGCUCCCCUGUGACGGCCACAACUUCUCCUUGGGAAUUCCUUGCAUCACAGAACUUUUGGAUGAGGGAAAGGUUUUGGGGUUUGUGCCCAGUAAUCACAUUCCACCACAUCCAGCCCAGAAUAUGGGCAUUGAGGCGUACUUCAUUCGCCUUGUCAGCUUGCGGAAGAAAGUAUUACGCUACGUGAAGCAUUUGGACAUUGCAAGGCCCCCUUGGCUAGCAGGCUCCGAGUUCUUGUUACUGUCAGCCGAAUUCGACAACUGGCGAUAUUCCCUUCCGCAGAGCCUACAGUGGCGCCCAGAUGCCAUUUACGCACGCAGAGAGUCAUCGCAGCUCGGCGCACUGACGCUUCUUUGGUGCACAUACUACCAAACACUGGUUGAUCUAUAUCGCAUUGGGAUGCCUGCCAUCUUUCGCCUUCGGAAGAACGUUGAGUUUCCGCCUGACCAGCAGGGCUUUCUCAAGCAUUGCCGUAGUGUUUGUUAUGAGAAUGCCCGCGAAGUAUCUAAUGUCAUAUCAGAGGCCUUGCGACAUGGUAUCAAAGCUCUUGCUGAUACUUGGUUGUGCAUCAUCGCCCACGACAGCACCAAGGUCAUGCUUUAUUAUAUGCAGCAGAAUGAGAUGGCCCAAGGAGACGUGGGCGAUAUCAAAGCACUCGUUCAGAGGAACCUUGAUGGACUGAUCCAAAUGAGACCUAUGGUGGCCACUGCCGAAUAUUGUUGCCUCUCGAUGGUCAAGAUGAUGAUUGCAGCUGGUAUACAGCCUCACAUUUCACAAGGAGCGGCAAACAAUGGGAGCACUUCCGAACCAGUUGACGAGAUGCCCUCCAUACCAGGGUCCCCUGUCCAGGAGUCCCCUGAGAACGUUUUGAACCCGCUCGCAAUUUAUCGCAUGGCACGAACUGCCUUACACGAGAGAGAUUCCGGAAUCUCAACAUCCCUGUCACCCUCGACCCAUAGUGAACUUUCAACAGCGGUCUUACAGCCAAGAUCCCUUCCUCAGCGCGAUUCGACAAAUUUUGCCACGAGUGGUCAUCCACAAAGCCACCAAGAUCACUCUGGUCAGGGAUUAUUCCAGCAGACCCCCCUUCACAUCAUCACGGGGUCAGGCGGCGCUUGGGAUCCAGCAGACAUGGCCGUUAUGGAUAUGUUGAAUGGAGGGAUAACCCCAUGGACAGCAGAAUAUCUAACAGAUGGCCAGUCUAAUGGUGUGGAUCCUUUCCUGUUUCCCUUCUAG
Messenger RNA from Penicillium riverlandense, 2016 nucleotides. RefSeq names its product fungal specific transcription factor domain-containing protein. The transcript is spliced from 9 exons. NCBI's taxonomy places the organism in Eukaryota, Fungi, Ascomycota, Eurotiomycetes, Eurotiales, Aspergillaceae. Gene Ontology annotation, molecular function: zinc ion binding; DNA binding. Gene Ontology annotation, cellular component: nucleus. Gene Ontology annotation, biological process: DNA-templated transcription. The coding region runs from base 1 to 2016 and encodes 671 amino acids. The record is from RefSeq and is a predicted model, not a curated record.